AUGCUGUCUAUUUCUCAUCCAAAUGGAGAAGAAUCUCCGCUGACUGAACAGAAAUUGGCGUCUGUUGAUGACGACUCAGAGAUGUUGUCUGAUUCAACAUCCGACAUUUUAUCCGUUGACGAUGUCCAAAAUAUCCGAAUCCUGAACGGAUUUUCACUAAGCCAGUACAAGCACUUACGAAAGUAUAAAAGACCUAAGGGUCUACCAAAUGAGGACACUUUUGUCGACGGUCGAUCCUCUGCCAGCGACAAGUCAUCCAAAUCACGCAGGAAUACUUCAACCUCUUCCCAUUCGACGGAUGUUAUGUUGGAUUUACCAAAGUCAAAGGAGGAUGUGGUGCCAGAUGUCAAGCUGCCAAACUUUGAGGAAACUAUUAUCGAGGGGUUUUCUAUUAUGGCCUUUCAAACAUCGGAGGAAAUGGAGGGCAUCUUUGCCUGCCCUCUGUUGAUGUACAUCACGAGACUGUGGCAGUUAAUUUUUGAUGAGAGGGGCAGGAAAGGCAAACCUCCAUUUGACAAUCGAUUAUUCGGUCAGUGGGAGGUGCCAUGUGUUUCUUCGAGGCGCGUGCAGCCUCUCCCCGCCUCCCUUCCUCCCUCCCGCCCUCUCUGCCUACCCCCGCCUCCUCUCCCCCUCACAUACGCGUCACCCCCACCUCCCCCCGCCAAUUCGGAGGCUUGUCGCGUGUGCCCGCCAGCCAUGACACCCAACCCCCGCCUACCCUUCCCUCCCCCUUCCGCCAGCGACGACGACGGCGGCGGCCAUCUUUUUCUUCGCCGCGUCUGCCUGGAAGAGGGGAUGUGGGGAUAUGGGAUGACCUCGAUUAGCAUUCGCCAGGGUUUAUGCUUGUACAAUCACCAUGGUGUCUGGCUUCACGUGUCGUCUCCCAGCAGUCUUCUUUGUGGAAGAUCUUCCAGCCAACCAGGAAAGGGGGAAGUGUUCGGUGACCUUCUAGGUGUUGUUGCCACCCUCUUCUUAGUCAAUCAAACCAGCACCGGCGUAUUGAUUGGUACUCUGUGGUCACUUCAGAUGUGCUUUCAAUCAAACCAGUACCAGCGUGUUGAUUGGUGCUCUGCGGUCCUGGUCUUCAACAAAUUCGAGGGUGGCUCGUUUACCUGUAUGGGUUCGGUUUUGCAUUUGUUUGUUUCUUUGUUUGUUUGUCUGGCUGUCUCAGAGGUGAAGCAGCCUGGGGGUGUAUUUCCUUUGCACGCGCGUCUCACCCGCCUGUGCUGUGGGAAGCAAGAGAGCGCCGCAUCGAUCGCAGAUGCCUCUGAAAUGGAGUGUCUUGCCCCCUUUCUCUCUCUUUCUCCCUCCCUGUGUGUUGUGGUUGUGCCUGGCAUUUCUCCUUGUUUGCAUUCUGUCUGGCACUGCGUCAGCGCCGUCUUCGUAGCAUCUUUUAUCAUCUUCCAGCCUCCCACAGACCUCGACUCCAACGUCGAGCACUCGUCAGCAGUGCACGAGGCAACAACACGUCAUGUUCGACUUCCUUUUCUGGAAAACGCGUCUCUCUGCUUGUGUGUUUAUGCGCUUCAACGACCACCGCCACCACCGCCUUACUCCGUAACCGCCACCGCCACCACCACCACCAUCAUCGUCGGUGAUUCAUCUCUGCGCGCAUGCCAGGCACUAACGCCACUCCUCGUUAUUGCCACUGCGUUUGCGUGCGUACCGGGGUGUUGUCUGCUUAAGCUCCACUUAUUACCCCCGUGA
Molecule: messenger RNA, 1707 nt
Organism: Mesocestoides corti
Lineage: Eukaryota; Metazoa; Platyhelminthes; Cestoda; Cyclophyllidea; Mesocestoididae
Source: the annotation of a GenBank genome assembly